Molecule: messenger RNA, 672 nt
Organism: Striga hermonthica
Lineage: Eukaryota; Viridiplantae; Streptophyta; Magnoliopsida; Lamiales; Orobanchaceae
Source: the annotation of a GenBank genome assembly
AUGUCGUCCACUGAAGCUAAGACGGUCGUCCCGAAUACGUCCGACGGGGAGACUUCCGAGAUGGAUGAAGCUAAGACAGUCGCGCCGAAGACCUCCGACGGGGAGACGUUCGAGGUGGAUGAAGUUAAGACGGUCGUCCUGAAGACCUCCGACGGGGAGAAGUUCGAGGUAGAGGAGGAGGUCGUCAUCCAGUCGCUGAAGAUAAAGCACGUAAUUGAAAAAGAAUCCGCCAGCACCGUCAUCUCGCUUCCCAACGUCUCGUCGGGGGUGAUGACGAGGGUAAUUGAGUACUGUAGGUGUCACGCGUUCGGGGAGUACGAUUACACAAUGAAGGAUUACGACGCCGAGUUCGUGAAGAUCGACAAUAAGCUGCUAUUUGAACUGAUCUCAGUGUUCUUUGAGCUUCCAUCUCUAUAUUUUGGAUUCUUUUGCUUUGGACCUGGAUUUUGUUGGCGAUCGAUUUGGCUUUUCAGCUUGUUUUUUGUGGCGUUUAUGGCUGCCCACUACUUGAACAUCCCAGGGAAGCUCGAUGUCACGUGCCAAGCUGCGGCGAACAUGCUCAAGGGAAAGACACCCGAGGAAAUCCGCGCUACUUACAACAUCACUAACGACCUCACCCCGGAGGAGGAAGAGGAAAUUCGCGAGUACUGGUGGGCCUUCGGGCAGCUGUAG